UAAUAAUAAUAAUAAUAAUAAUAAUAAAGGUUAUGUUGUGUUUAAGGUUAAGUUCGUAUAAUUAAACGCUUUUGGAUUCAUUGAUAAAUCAUGGAAGAUCCUGAAUUUAAUGAAGCGAAUUCGUGCACUAGUGCUAUACAGUGUGCCGAACGCAGUGCUGAGCCUAUGCAGUUAGAAUCAUCAGAUUCUAACAUUCGAGCUGAGCAGCUGGUUAGUAGCAUACAGAUGUAUGAUGUUCAGAUGACAUUAAAUGUAAGUGGUAGUUCAUUUAAGCAUGGUGAAGAAACUAACACGAGGUCAGAGCUUCUGCAUGGAAAUGGUAAUGAGCAUAAUGAGAUAGACCCAAAUGCAGAAGUCAAGUGUGUUCAAGGAGAAACCCUAAUAACAAAUAUGCCCAUUGAAGAAGGAGACAAGGACACAGACUCUCAGACAGUGGGACAAAUUAAAUAUUUUGAUAAAACUUCAAGGACUAAAGAAAUGCAGUUUGCAGAUGCGACUCUGCAAGAAACCACUUCUGCAGAGAUUGAUCAAGAAAUUACCUAUUCUUUACAAGAAUAUAAAUUUGAAAAUGGCAUUCAAAUAACUAGUGCUUGGAAGGAGUUCAAGAAGACUGAGGACAUUUGCAUGAAGGGAUGUAAAUGGUCACCAGAUGGCACAUGCAUCCUUACAAACAGUGAUGACAACAUGCUGCGUGUGUUUGAUCUUCCACCAGACUUGCACUGUCAGGAGUCCUGGAAGAAAGGCAGGAUUUUACCUGAACUAGAGCCAGCCCUGCGUGUGGUAGAGGGGGGACUUGUGUACGAUUAUUGCUGGUACCCACUCAUGUCUUCGUGGAAUCCACUUUCCUGCUGCCUGGUAAGCACUGCUAAAGAUUCCCCCAUCCACCUAUGGGAUGCUUUUACUGGUGAAUUGCGGUGCACAUAUCGGGCAUACAAUGCUGUAGAUGAAGUCGAAGCAGCGCACAGCCUGGCAUUCAGUCCAUCCGGGGAGAAGCUCUAUUGUGGCUUUAAAAAUACCAUAAGAAUAUUCAACACUGAUCUUCCAGGACGACAGUGUGAAACAAGGAACUUGAAAUUGUCACCUUUUCCCUCACAGAGGCAAACUGGGAUUAUAUCAUGCAUCUCUGUGAAUCCAGCAAUGCCUGAUAUUUAUGUGGCUGGGAGCUAUACCAAGUCCUUGGGUGUGUACGUGGAACCAAUUGGGACACCUCUUUGUCUUCUUCUGGGCCACACUGGUGGAAUAACACACAUACAGUUUUCACCAGAUGGCACCAAGCUAGUGAGUGGCGGGCGCAAGGACUCUGAUAUCAUCUGCUGGGACAUACGCAAUCCAGGGACCGUUCUCUUCUCUGUCCAGCGUAAUGUCACUACCAACCAGCGGAUGUAUUUUGACAUCACCCCUGAUUCUAGAUAUCUUGUGUCUGGUAACACAAAUGGCAGUGUUAGUGUCUGGGAUAUGUUGGACAUUUCAAAAGUAAAUGCAGAGGAACCAGUUCUUUCUCCAUACACAACUUUCUGUGCUCACAACGACUGCGUGAAUGGUAUAAGCAUUCAUCAGCAAUAUCCGAUCCUAGCCACGGCAUCAGGACAGCGCCACAUAUCCUGUUCAGGAUCAGAAUCUGACUCCUCAGUGGACAGCAGCUGUCAGGAGACAUGUCUGAAGUUAUGGUGGGUUGGUAACGUUACGUCAGAAUCAUAACAGAGGCUACCAAUCAACUGUGAAGAAUUCUGCAAAGACAAGUCCAGCUUGUGGCGAUCUCAUUGCGACAACUCGGCUAGAAACACAGCAGGACCAAGGGCAAGAAGGAAUUAAGAAAGAACAUCUGUUGGGAAUAUUAAUAUUGUGGCUUUCUGGGAUGUGAUGUCCUGUCAUUUGGUGCAUGGGUACCAGUGAUUUGGUAAACCACAUCAGAAGCAUAGGAAGAUGGAGAUAGCAGGUUCCUCCCAAACUUUAGUACCCAUGUACCAGUCUGCAAGGCAUCACAUCUCUGAAGACCAUAAUUUUAAUUUCUUCUGCCAUCGGGAAUCUUUAGUCUCGCUGUUGUUAGGACCCUGAUCAUAUGAAUGAAUGAAUGAAUGAAUGAAUGAACGUAUAAGGGGUGGGCCUUCUUGGCCCUUGCACCAUGACCACAGU
Molecule: messenger RNA, 2133 nt
Organism: Cryptotermes secundus
Lineage: Eukaryota; Metazoa; Arthropoda; Insecta; Blattodea; Kalotermitidae
Gene: WDR79
Product: telomerase Cajal body protein 1
Exons: 8
Coding region: 91-1698 (535 amino acids)
Biological process (GO): Cajal body organization
Cellular component (GO): Cajal body
Molecular function (GO): protein binding; RNA binding
Source: RefSeq, a predicted model, not a curated record